AUGUCCAAAAAUGAGAGUAAAGCUAACGGACAAGUUAUAAUUGCUGUUGAAACGAAGAAGAAUCAAAAAUCAAACCAGAAGUACGAGAAGACACAAAGUUACUCUGAUUUAAAUCCAGCUUCUCCUCCAUCCAUGAGGCCAACGUGUCUGCCUGAGGCAGCUUCCACCCACUGGCUGCUGCAGCCUUCAGGCAGAGCGUUCCUACCUGAUCCAACUGGUUUCAAUGGUCUGCCUCCACAAGCCAUGAUGGAGGAUUACACUGCUGCCAAACCAAGAUACCCAAACUGGGAUUGUAGAGUACCACUGUUUGAGAGAUCUCUCUCACCACCUUCGACGUGGCGUGACCGUUCGGAUUCGAGGAGCCAUCGGAGGCGAUCUUCAUCCGGGAGGAGCAAGAAGAAAAAGUCUUCAUCCGACCAGAGACGCAAGAGACCAACAAGGUCAUCCACUAAACGGCUGAGGUCAAGCAGAGUAGAGCAGCUGACCAAAAAGCUGCUGAGAACAUCAGCUGUCCAGUCGCUUAUGAAGAAAUCGCAACUUAAAUCUGUGGUCAGAACUCUGGUUCCCAUCAUCUUGGCUGAACUCAGGAACCUGAAAUCCUCUUCUUCUCAUUCAUCAAAAAAGAAAUUGGAUUCAAAUUUUUCCAAAGUGAAAUCUGACCUUCAGAUCAGUGAACCUGGUUUGUCCAGAAAGCCUCAGGACGAUGCACCAAAAGAGAAAAGGAUGAAGAGCCUCGAUAUUCAAGGAACAUCAGCCACUGUGGUUAAAGAAAAGGAGAAGCAAUUAUCUGUGGAACCAAAAGUCUUCAGAAGACGACCAACCAAACCUGUGUCCAGCACUGAUCUGGCUCUACAUUCAACUAGAAAUAAUGCAUCUUUACCAAAAAGAAGGAUGACAACAAGCAGACGCAUUUCAAAAGCAAAAGCUUUGGUUUCCAAAGCAAGAAUUAUCCUAAACCGGCCGUUUGUCAGAUCUCUAAAAGUAGGAACUGUUAAAUUUGAGGUGAAAAAACAAGUUUCAAAGCAUCUAGGAGCUACAAAGUUGAUGUUUACAAAGAAGAAAGUGGCUGGUAGUGACUCCAAAAAAACACAAAAAGAGUUUAAACAAUCUCUGAAGGGACUGGAAGAGAGAACUACAGAAGAAACGAGACAGAAACCUAAAAUUAGAGUAGAACAUCUACAGGAAGAUGUGAGCAAAGAAGAAAUUAAAGAAAAUGAAGAUCUUAUGGAGAUAGAAAACCUGGAAACUCUUCAGACCAAAGAGUUUGAAGAUGCUGAAGCUCUGAAACAUCUGGAAAUAAGAUCAGCAGAUUGUGUGGAGGUUAAAACUACAACUACAGUCAAACUACAGAGGAAUUUAUCCAGUAAACCAGCAGAGAGUUGCACAUCAAGCUGCUCCGUUUUUACACCAGAACCAGCUGAUCCGCCUCAGACUGAACAGAAUCUCCUCAAAGCUCCAACGCCUUCAGUUGGUUCAUCAUCACAGAGUCAGAGUGAAAAUCAGAUUUCCUCCUCACGUCAGAGGACUGAGGCUGACGCUUUGGAAACAGGAAGUUCACCUGAUUUCAAGAAACGGCAGAAAAGAAAGAAGAGAAAAACAAAGAAAAAAGGUAAAUUUAACAACAUAAACCGAUCAAAGAACACCUGAUGGUAUUUUUCCUUUCUGGUAUGUGAAUCCUAUAAAAGUCACAGUGAUUUUUGUUUGUUUUUCUGUA
Xiphophorus hellerii (green swordtail) is the source of this 1714-nucleotide messenger RNA. RefSeq names its product titin homolog. Bases 1 to 1647 code for a protein of 548 amino acids. The record is from RefSeq and is a predicted model, not a curated record. The transcript has 6 exons. NCBI's taxonomy places the organism in Eukaryota, Metazoa, Chordata, Actinopteri, Cyprinodontiformes, Poeciliidae.